GGCGAGAGACACAAGACCAAAACCCAACCAAACCCCCAUCUCCCUCCUCCCGGAACCCCAUCGCCGCCGCCGCCGCCGCCGAGCCGACCCGCGCCGAGGAUGGCAGCGGAGCAGCCGUCGUCGGAGGACGUGGAGGACGAGCUCCUCGCCCACCUCGACGCCAACGCCGAGAUCCCCGACUCGCGCUCCUUCGCAUCCUCCCUCGGCGUCCCGCACAGGGACGUCGAAGACGUGAUCAAGAGGCUCUGCGCCUUCCGGAUCGUCGGGAGCACGGACAUGACCAAGGAGGCGCUGGUGCUCACCGACGAGGCCAAGGGCUACGUCGCCAGGGGCUCCCCCGAGGUGCAGUUCGUCGCGGCCAUGCCUCCGAAGGGCGCCGCCUCCAAGGCCGCGCUCCAGGAGAUAUUGGGGGACGUGUUCGAUGUUGGAUUGAAGGCUGCUGCCAAGAAGCAGUGGAUUGGAUUCGACAAGGAAAACGAGGACCUCGUAACGAGAAGGGUUAAGGAUACCAAGGAUGAGUUGCAAGAGCAGCUUAAACGUCUGGAGAAUGGGGAGGUUUUUGAUGAUAAAGUAAUGGAGGGUUUGAAGAGAAGAAAGCUUAUAACAAAAGAAAAAUCUAUUUGGUAUUCACUGAAGAAGGGGCCUGAAUUUGUUGUAAAGAGAAAAACAUUGGCUACCGAUGUGACACGAGAUCAUCUGAAGAGUGGCGACUGGAAGGAUCUGGAAUUUAAAGAUUAUAACUAUGGAGCUCAAGGACAACCUAUUGCGAUAGGAUAUAGUCAACCGUUGUUAGAGGUCCUUGAGGCAAUCCAAAACAUUUUUGUCGAGAUGGGGUUCAGUGAGAUGCCAACAAACAUGUUUGUAGAGAGCAGCUUCUGGAAUUUCGAUGCACUGUUCCAGCCACAACAGCAUCCUGCUCGUGAUUCACACGAUACCUUUUUCCUCAAAGCCCCUGCUACAACACCACAAUUACCCGAUGACUAUCUUGAGAAAGUAAAGCAAGUCCAUCAGUCUGGUGGUUAUGGCUCCAAAGGAUAUGGUUAUGAUUGGAAGCGAGAUGAAGCAGAGAAAAACCUGCUUCGUACUCACACAACUGCAGUUUCCACAAGGAUGCUAUACAAGCUAGCACAGGAGAAUUCAUUUGCUCCUAAGAGAUACUAUUCUAUUGAUCGCGUUUUCCGGAAUGAAGCUGUGGACCGAACUCAUCUUGCAGAAUUCCACCAGAUAGAAGGUCUUAUUUGUGAUUAUGGUUUGACGCUUGGUGAUCUGAUAGGCGUAUUGGAGGAUUUCUUCUCCAGACUAGGCAUGUCAAAGCUGCGUUUUAAACCUGCCUACAACCCAUACACUGAACCAAGCAUGGAAAUUUUCGGCUACCACGAAGGUCUCAAGAAAUGGAUGGAAAUAGGCAACUCAGGCAUGUUCAGGCCUGAAGUGUUACUUCCCAUGGGACUGCCAGAGGGUGUUAAUGUUAUUGCAUGGGGCCUUUCACUUGAAAGGCCAACGAUGAUUCUCAAUGGCAUUAACAACAUUCGGAAGCUCUUUGGGCCAAAGGUCAACUUCAAGGUCAUCAAGAACAGACCGAUGUGCCGCCUGGGCUGUAGUAAAGUGGACAGAAGUUCAGCUGGAGGUGACAUGUCAUGUUUGAGUUGAUCAGCCGCUCGAUGCGAAGGAUGUUUCCUACGAACGGUGGCCAAAAAUUUACAAGGGUUCACUGUGGCAUUCGACUUCUGGCCUAGUGGACAAACAAACAACGACGAUAACAGGAGUUUUCCUCGGUGGCCAUUCAGGGUGCAAGUGGUAUAUAGGGCUCUGGAUGGCACCAUUGUACACAUGCCAUAAGAAGCAUCUGCAAAACUAUUUGGCACAUCCUAGUCCAGUAGAGAGUAUAACUAACCUUUCACCUCUUGUACAUGCAAAUACACAUACAGCCGACAACAGCCAGCAAGUUAGCUAGUCCAAUUUAACUGUUGACCGGUCCAUGAUACAACA
Messenger RNA from Hordeum vulgare subsp. vulgare (domesticated barley), 1989 nucleotides. RefSeq names its product phenylalanine--tRNA ligase alpha subunit, cytoplasmic-like. The record is from RefSeq and is a predicted model, not a curated record. The transcript is spliced from 18 exons. NCBI's taxonomy places the organism in Eukaryota, Viridiplantae, Streptophyta, Magnoliopsida, Poales, Poaceae. Gene Ontology annotation, cellular component: cytoplasm; cytosol; phenylalanine-tRNA ligase complex. Gene Ontology annotation, biological process: phenylalanyl-tRNA aminoacylation. The coding region runs from base 100 to 1650 and encodes 516 amino acids. Gene Ontology annotation, molecular function: phenylalanine-tRNA ligase activity; ATP binding; tRNA binding.